Diatraea saccharalis (sugarcane borer) is the source of this 616-nucleotide messenger RNA. NCBI's taxonomy places the organism in Eukaryota, Metazoa, Arthropoda, Insecta, Lepidoptera, Crambidae. The record is from the annotation of a GenBank genome assembly.
AUAAUAAUAAAAAAAAAUAUCUAUGUGGUGUGGUGUUGGUGAUUUAUAAUAGUGGUGCUAAUAAUAUGUCUAGGGAUGGCACAACAGACAUCACGCGCAGCCGCCAGUUAGGUGGGGCGCCCCCUCCUGCGCGGCGGGCUGCCUUCACACGAGUGCUGAAGGGACAGAUCAUGCUCGGGACCGCUGUCUUCCCCAAGGGCACUGUAGGUCAUACUUUAGAGUCUUUCGCUCGCAAAGCGUUGUGGGACGUCGGAUUGAAUUACGCCCACGGGACGGGACACGGCGUGGGACACUUCCUGAAUGUCCACGAGGGUCCUUCGGGUAUACUCAGCGGGCCCCUCGCCACAGACCCUGGGAUAGUGCCAGGCAUGAUAUUCAGCAACGAACCUGGUUAUUACGAAGUGGGUCAGUACGGCAUCAGGCAUGAGGAUUUGGUGGAAGUCAUAGAGUUGAACAAUGACUCCGAUCAUAUUCUGGUAAGAAAUGAACCAUAGAAGCGCGUACAUAAAAAAUCACUUACAAUAGUUUUUGUCCAAAGAAAUAACGUCCAAAUAAGCUGCCAUUAUGUCAAUUGUAUUAAAAAAAAAAUCACGACGUUAUCCUUAAUAAAUUUAGU